AUGACGAGGAACCUUGCGAAGCCCACCAUCACGUCGCCCGGGUUUCUGUCGCUUCACUCAUAUACACAAAUCACUUACACCAUCAACAACCUCAUCUACCUAACACCAAACCCAAUCUACUCCAACACACACAAAUCAUCUCAAACCUCCACAACUCAUUUCAUCACAAUGGCCGCCUUCACUCUUCUGUUCACUCCCACCACCGCCGUCUACGGACGCUCAGGCUACAACAAGGACGGCGACGACGAGGAGAAGAACGACCGCGGCCGCUCCGGAUACAACAAGGACGGCGAUGACGACGACGAGGGCCAGAACAAGGGCCGCUCCGGCUACAACAAGGAUGGCGACGACGAGGAGGACAAAUAG
Molecule: messenger RNA, 366 nt
Organism: Colletotrichum phormii
Lineage: Eukaryota; Fungi; Ascomycota; Sordariomycetes; Glomerellales; Glomerellaceae
Exons: 2
Coding region: 1-366 (121 amino acids)
Source: RefSeq, a predicted model, not a curated record